AUGGCCUCGAAAGAGGAGGCCAGUUCCGCCGCGCGAGAAUCAUCUCAGCAGCGAAAUGGCCAUGCAACUUUGGCCGACAACCCCUACAAUCCUAAUUCAGCUGCAUACCUGGCUUACCCUGUAAAGCACGUCGUUUCGAGUCUCUAUCGUCGCAUGACAGAACCACCCGAGAAUCCCGUACACAAACUUCUUGACGCACCAUCCAUUCCCACCUCGACCACAGGUGUCUACACGCCUCCUAGAAGGACAGCGUCGCCCUUCCAACCUCCUCCCCUCACGCCUCUUGAGUUGAUACACUCAUUGUCUUCGAAGGCUGCGGAAUCACUCCUCCUGACCCAUUCGCUGGCUGAAGAGAUUCGACUUCUGAUCCCGCCCAGACUCCAGCUGAUCGAUCAUUGGAAGUUGGCAUAUUCACUCGAGGCUCAUGGCUCGUCCUUAGCCACUCUCUACGAAUAUUGUGCCAAAGUGUCUACCUACACCCAGCGCUCAGGCUAUGUGCUGGUAGUUAGAGACGGCUCAAGCUCAUCGGCACAAGGGUCUGUGUUUGGUGCAUACCUUUCGGAUGCUCCCAAACCAUCCCUACACUACUUUGGCACCGGCGAAUGCUUCCUUUGGCGAGCAAGCAUAUUGCCCGCCUUGAGACAUCUUUCUGGGAGUCUUAAGCGCGGGUCCGAACCUGCUUCAGAAGACUUAUUGGAACUUGCUGGACUGCCUCCUCCGCCAAGCGCUGACACUACCCAUCUCCAACGGUUUACCACAAUUCGUGGGGACCGCCGCGCCUCAGGAUCGACUCCUGCAUUACAACAACCCGGGAGCGCCCAUCUGCAGCCUGCGCCUGACCGCUCCGGCGCUUCUACAACGGAUCGUAUACGGUUCAAAGCAUUUCCAUACAGUGGGCUCAAUGACUUUUUGCUCUAUUGUGAGUCGAGCUAUCUCUCCGUUGGCGGUGGCGAUGGACACUACGGGCUCUGGCUGGACGACGAACUUAACAGUGGUGUGAGUGAAUCGUGCCCUACGUUUGGAAAUGAGCCAUUGAGCGAGGAGGGCCGGAAGUUCGAAGUUCUAGGUGUUGAGGUGUGGUACGUUGGUGCAUGA
Molecule: messenger RNA, 1095 nt
Organism: Cladophialophora carrionii CBS 160.54
Lineage: Eukaryota; Fungi; Ascomycota; Eurotiomycetes; Chaetothyriales; Herpotrichiellaceae
Exons: 1
Coding region: 1-1095 (364 amino acids)
Biological process (GO): response to oxidative stress
Cellular component (GO): nucleus
Source: RefSeq, a predicted model, not a curated record